Symbiodinium sp. CCMP2456 is the source of this 240-nucleotide messenger RNA. Lineage: Eukaryota; Dinophyceae; Suessiales; Symbiodiniaceae. The record is from the annotation of a GenBank genome assembly.
AUGCAUGAUUCUGAAUGCAGAAAGCUCAUGGAGGACCACAACGGAGCCAUGGCGGACUGCCAUAAGAACUGGCUGACUGCCCGAGAGGAGUACUUUGCGCGUGCUCGAGUUCCUCAGUGUGUCCAGGGCGAAGAACCCGCCUUUGAGUUUCAGGUUUCACCGCUUCUCUCUGUUCUGGCUCCACUACUCUUCUCAGCAGGAGCACAGGAGAAGAGCAGCAGGCUCACACACUUCUUGUGA